Messenger RNA from Xyrichtys novacula (pearly razorfish), 41464 nucleotides. NCBI's taxonomy places the organism in Eukaryota, Metazoa, Chordata, Actinopteri, Labriformes, Labridae. The record is from the annotation of a GenBank genome assembly.
GCGGAAGUCUCAGUUCCGCUCAGUCCAGUUCACUUCGAAACUGAGAGCACACGGACUAAAGUCACGCUUUCCCUGAGCAGCAGACCCGGCUUCACAAGGCAAGGUGAGACAACUUCUGAACUUUUUUAAUCUUUGAGAAAUUUACACAGGAAGAACGAGAGACUUUUUCGCCUCAUUUUCUCCUGUUUUCUUUUAUGACACCGUUAUUAAGUUACUUUUUAAAGAGCAGAACCGUAUUGAAAUAGGUCAGUGCUGCAAGUUUAAAACUUUCAGUAAAUCCAGUUUUAUUCUGCUCCCAACACAUUAUUUUAUUCCCCUAACUUCAAGAAUCAUCUGGUAUCUCAGUUUCAGACUCCAUCAGGACAGAGCAUUUGAAAUGUUAGACAUGUGUCACACCCACUGACAAAUUAAGGUUCAGUGAGAAAAACAAACUCGGUAGUUUAUCACCGGCGCUACUCCACGGAGACACCCGAGUGAGCACGAGCUGUGCUUACCUGGAAAUGAACCCUAGUCGCUUUAUGAUAUUAAAUCAUAUAACCUGAGAUUAAAAAAAAAAAAAAGCUUUUUCAUUUAGACUUUUGAAAGUUAGUCUCUAUGAAUUCAGUCUAUCAUAUGAUAAAAGAGCAAAGGGGUUUUCUGAACAACUUGUGUCCCAAACAAGUUGUCUCCAUGACUGACUGAAUGAUAAAAAUGGACAAAUGUGACUGUCAAAUGCAGCUUAGUAUGAAAGAAAUAUCUAUAUCUAUAUAAUAAGUAUUAUUUAAAAUGCUAUAUUUGCAUGCACUCUUGCGACAGUACAUUGUGAAAACAUUCUCCACUCUUUGAGUCAACAUAUCCUGCAAUGAUGUCACCUGGCAACACUGUCCCCAAGCAUUGUGAAAGCAGCAUAACGGCCGAAACUCCAGAGAUCUGAAUAAUACACUUUGUGUUCAGUAGUUUGUAGACAUUUCCUGACCGAUACUGAAGGAGGACUUUCAGGGAACAUGACUGAGCACAGUUGUAGGUAAACACCCAUUCACACACUCUCUCUGGAUUGGGUCAUAGAGGUCAAAGUAGAGAAUGGGACUUACGUUUAAAUAUACAGAUAUGUGUUUGAUUUAUGAUUUGUGGAGCUCUUGUGCUGUUUGGGUACUUUUUUAAUUUAACAGAAGUUUCAUUAAUCAAAGUAUAACAAUGAAUUAAAGUAUACAGAGCUAUGUAAAUGAAUAAAAAGUCAAGGAUAUUUCAGUGUGUCUAAGACAAGCACAUGACAUGACUCUAAAUUAGAUCGUGUUUAAAUGAGCGAGAUCAUUGAUACCUCUGCCAGCAGGUCCCCGUUGUGCUGUGCUGAAAGAAUCAUGUUUUAAUCUCCUCUAUGGUGUGAAAGUGAUGAAAUCUGCAGCACAUUUAAGUGCCAUUAUGUGACAGGAACUUAAAAGAUAAGGCUGGUGUGGAAAAUAACCAGAGCGAAUAGUGCUACUAGCUGAGUGAAGUUUUGAUGUGGGUGCUGCUUGUAAAAUGCUUGUGCACAGCUCAACGGUUUGCCUCUUGUUUGGGAACAUUAAAGGUGUGUCUCCUCACGUCUGUGCAUGAUAUCAUUAGAGAUUACACAACAAGCAGAGACAUGACAUGAGCUGAAGGUUUCCGCUCUCCAUACUCCAUAUUAGGAAGAGAAAUGCUGAUAUGAGAGACGAGUGUGACUCAGCUUCAAAAUCUGUGUUUUAGGCAUCUUUUACUGUGAAGUCCCUGUUGGCUUUGAAAUCCAACACUGAGAGAAGCUCGAGUGAACAAAUGACAUAGUUGUUAAAGAGCUAUCUAAUGGUGUGUUUUCCUCCAGGGUGGGUUUUUUUUUUCAAAUGAGAGGUGUGUGUCCUCAAGCCGUGAACCUUGGUUCAAAGAUCUUUGUUGAAAACUUGACGUAUUUAUGUCUACUCUGUCUUACCCCUUCAAGAAGAUUAAGUGUUUGUCAGAUUUCGUGGUUCAGAGGUGUCAGGUUGAGUGAAAUGGCAAACAAAUCUCGCAAAGGGGGGCUUUGUUGCUGAGUUCAUUGUAUUGUGUUCAGUAUUUGUUUAAGUGGUGUUAAGCUGUCCAAAGUUGAGUCGACUAAAGAGAUACAUCUGUGUGGAAGACUUCUAUCUAGGCACUUAUUUAAUCUUAAGUCACCUUGAAGGAAGAGACAGCUGCCUUCAUUGCUUACUUAUUAUAGACCUGAUUAUUCCACAUGUGUGCAUGAGUGUAUUAGCUUGAUUUCAAAAGUGUGUGCUCUCCAGGUGUUAAAGUCCUCCUUAUCACUUUCACACAUUAUUCUAUUCCUCUCCACAUGCUCUUUUGUGGCUCCUUAAAAGUGACGGCACCCUUUUAGGCCUGGUGCUGAAACAGAUAAACCAACCCUCUGAUUUUGACGCGUGUCUCUCUUAGAGCUGACCAGGUGACGGGUUAGAGCAGGUGGUGCUGUGACGGCAGCAUGACUUACAACCUCAAAAUGACAUGCCUCGGAGAAGACAAGGCAUUAUUAUUCAUGAAAUACUCAUCAGAAAAGUAUUUUCCCCCUGCAGCACAGCCCAGGCACACAAAUGAAUAAAUGUAUGCGCUUCUUUCACAGCUGCAGUAAAAUAUCAUCUGCGUAAUAGUUAAACACUCCUAAAUUCACUCAUACUUUCUUUACUAUCAUAUCAAAUUUUCUCAACAGAUACACCAGAUGACAUUAAACGCAUGUCUCAUAAAGUUAGAGUCAGAUUUAUUUCUAUUUCUCUCUUUUCUGCUGUAUUAUAAUGAUCUGUACAUGACAUUCAGUGAUUAUGGGUCAGUCUGUGAUGUGAUGUUUUCAUGUCAACAUACUCCCUUCCUGUUGUGGAGUCCAAAGGCGAUAUUUUUCCACAUGAUCUGCUUCAUUUCUGACAUUUUGAACUCACAUACACACAGACAGAUCCAGUCUGUGAACUAAUAAUCAGACCAGACUCAAAAGAAAGCCACAUCUGCCAGUGUGGUAUACUAAUUUUCUCGCCAAACUCAAUAAAUUUAAUCAUGCACUUAAAAUAUAACAUGAUUGCACUUAACCUCAGCCUCACUUUCGAUAAUAAGCCUGCAACUUCAAUUUUUCAGGGGCAAAGGAAUGCAUGACAGACAGGGCUUAAACCAGUGAAACUCAAUAAGCCAUGAAAUAUUUUACACCGCACCAAAUAGUCUUUGCUAAGUGGUUGGAAGUCUCUGGAAAAAAGACAGAUGAUUCUUGUGUCUCUCAGUGCCUAAUAUUCUCGCAUCUGGUUUGUUCAUUUAUUCCCCUGUGUGCUGUACGACUGUGUGAUUAUAGUUUUCAUUCUUGUUGCAAAAGCUCUGCUAAUGUUUCAGGUGAGUUAGUAUCUCUGAAUUAUCUCUUCUCUUAAAACACGAAAAUGUAGUUUGUUGGAUACCGUAGUCAUAACAAAACUUUCACACUCUGUGGGUUCAUUGAAAGGACAUGGUGAUGGCAGGUCCAAAGUUCAGCUUCAGAGUCACUGAUCCAGUUUUUUUUCAAAGUAAACAAAAAGAUAAUCAGGACUAUGGAUUAAUGUCAACCUCAUUUCUUAUUCAAAAGUGUGUCUUUUCAUUCUUAUUUCCCCCCCUAAAUUUGACUUUGUGCUGUAUUUAACAUAUUGCAAUAAAGACCUUAUUUUUCUCUCAUCUUGACUCAUCAGGAAAUAAUCCUCUUCAAAGAAUAUAACUGUACAUUUCAUGCCUCUUUACCCUGAAAGUUCAAAUAUUUUCUAAAUGCCAGUCUUGGCUGCAUGCUGUUUGUUUAUUACUGCACAGGAAGACACCCAGUGUGUUUACAUCCUCCUUUUCCUGUUAUUCUCUUCCCCUCGUUCUUCCUCUUUCUUGUAGUCUAUGAUAUCAGUGUGGUACUUGCCCCUUGUUUGGUUAUAUAUUCCUGUAAAUGUGGUUUCAUGCACAACCAAGUGUAAAAUAACUGCUCCUCUGUCCUCAGGUGAAUCAUGAGCAGCAGCUACAGCGUCACCCUGGCUGGCCCCGCCCCCUGGGGCUUCAGACUGCAAGGAGGGAAGGACUUCUGUCUGCCCCUCACCAUCUCACGGGUUAGUCAAACACGCACAUGCAGACAGAAACAAACACACGUCUCUUGCGUACCCUUUACUCCAUGACAGUCACCUCUGAGGAAUGCUGUCCGUGUUCACGAUGCCAUUUGCCUAGUAAGUGAUGAAAGCGCGUGUGCCAUUCAUCGUCUGUGUCACACUCAUUGCUGGAUUUAGACACCUCGUGUAACAGUUCACGACCUCUGUCACUCAGCCCCCUCAGCGGUCUUGACCUCCCCCUGUCAAGGCUGUGACUACUGUCAAAAUAAUGUUACAUAACUGAACCAAAAUAUCCAACAAAUUAAAAAAAACUCAGCUGGACUCCUCUGACGGCCUUUUGGGAUGUGUUUCUAGGAUUAGUUUGAAACCUGUUAACGGCUUCUGUCAUUUCGGUCAUUCAGAUGAGGGAUAGUGCUAAGUGUCCUGGCCUUUCUCGCUGGCUUUAGCCUUGAUGUGAGGCACAGGAGACUUUUAUAUUCCUGGUCUGCUGCGCAACCAUAGAAAACCAUCCUGAAAAUGUCCAUCUGGCUGAGACUCUGGAAAGCCAGUGGUCUGCAAUAACUAUUUGUGACUUCGGGCCAUGUAAAACUUGACUUUUACACUGGCUGACCAGGUUUUGUUAAACUCUUAGAUGAAAGAAGGAGUCGGGGUGGGACUACAGUUUGAAAACAGCCUGUUUAUAAGACAGAUUCAGCCUCAGCCUAAACAUAGCAACCCUGUUUAUGUUCAUGGUGUAAGGCCCUUCUGUGCAAACACUGUGAUUGCUGCACAAUAAACAAAAAGUUCAAAGUGCAGCCUGAUGGAAGUCUGUGAAGUGGCUCGCUUUUUCAACUUUAGGGACGUCUAAAAAGUCACAGUCCUACUCAAAACUUUCCUGUCAGAUUUGAUUAAAAAUUGGAUAUUUGUCCUCUGCAAGUUUUCUGUGAAGACGAGGGCCUUCAGCCAGUUUAAGGGUGAGGAGUUCACUCAAGUGUUGACCUGGAAAUUAGCAAAAAACAAAAGCUAGAAUAGGAUCAAUAUAGCUUUCUUUUCUAAUGGUGUAAUUGGUAUAUGGUAUAGAAAUGGACGACAUCCUUGUCCUGUUAUAAAAAGUGAAGCCAAACCAACCCAGGUGGUGGGCAAUGACACAUUACAUUGGAGGUGUUUUUUGAGCCGGAGUAUGUGCAGUAGGUAUCAGCUGGUGGGGCCUCUAUACACCUUGGAAAGCUCACUUCAGAUCAGCAUGUGGUGUCCAGGAGUUAUACCCCUUUCAUAUUUCAUUCAGGUUAUUGUGGAUCCUUCUUUCAAGAACCAUAUAAAAUAUAACUUUUCUCCACUAUUGUGUAUAAAAAAAGCAAAAUGGGUUCUUGAGCAUCUUAGCCCCUUAAAACUUCAAUUCAACUGGAAAAAGAAGAGGGAAUAAUUUUCAAAUGGAGUCUUGCGCAGUUUUCUACAAGGACCCUGAGUGUGCCAAGUGUCCCAAUAAAACAAAUCGUUCUUUUCGUCAAACAGGAUUAUAAAUAGGAAGCCUGUCCUCUAUCAGUCAAGCCUGUGCUUUGACAACAACUCUGAGUGCGGCAGAAUGAGCCGUGUUUUUUCACUUCCUGCUGCUUCCUGUUAUGUAAUUGUAAUCUUAAUGUCACGGCCAAGGUCAGUGACUCUGUUUAUUUGUUGUGGGCAGGAUCACUUACAGAACUGUGAAAGCUACGUGUGGAGAGGAAGAGUGCCUUUUCUCAAGUGGAAACAUGAUCCGCUUUAACAGUACGAAAGGUUAGAGGAGCUGUCCAGACUAUUUUUAUGCCCUGCCACUAUGAUAAUAAUGGAACGCGGGACAUUGUGUUGUCAUAGUGGCAUGUAGCUGUCAGAAGACAUCUUAACAUCUUAUUUUAAACACAAUACAUAGAAACACACUUUAUUAUCUUAUCAAAAACUGUUGAUGUUCUCUUUUUAAUGAGGUUUAAGAAUUCAAGGCUUUCCACGAUCAGCAUCAAAUUGGCUGUUUGCCUCUGUUGCCCUUUCAAGUUUGGCAUCAGCCAUUAAAAACACACACAAGGCCAACAUCUGCUUAGUAUACCUCUCUAUUUUCAACAGCUGAGUAACUUUUCACUUGGACUUCUAAAGCGAAGGUGUCCCAACCAUAAUUCAUCAUGAAUUUGCUCCAACAUUUACUUCACAAGAGGUGUAACAUUUGGAUUGGGGAUAUGAUUGGUCACUAUAUAAACUCUUUAAAAACUUAAGGAACAAAAGAAAAGCAUGUGGGCAUCUGUGCCGUCUGUGAUAAGUCACGUCCUGAGAGUCAAGGCAGGUGGGUUCAAAGAGGCCACAAACCACAUGAAAGCUUUGAAUCUGUUGAAAUCCCAAGCUCUAGUAAUGUGGUACUUUUGAUCACUUCUUCAUAUUUUUGUGGGCUAUCGUGGCAGAAAGCUACAGACCAUAAAUGUUUUGAGUAUCCCCUCUGUCCUGUGUUGAGUCAUCGGUGGUCUGGUGUGCGCCACAGUACUGCUGAGCCAGGCAACGCAGCACUCACGGCUGUUCAUUCCAUCACACUUGUUGGUUAGUUUCAUUCCUGUGACAUAUUUUCAUCCCAGUACAUCACAGUGAGAAAACGUCACAGACUUCUUGUUAUUGUCCUAGCACCACUGUCUCCUAAUCCAUCCACAGACACGUUUACAGGCGACGUAAAUCAGGGUGGAGAAGUGCUCUUUAAUGUGAAGCAAUGCUGAAUGACGGAUCCACCAGUUCUCUGGUAAAGCUGGUGGUUUCAAAACUUUCUCUACAGGGCCCCCCUUAGUAGAUGAAAAUAUUUUCAAUCCCUCACUCCCCCUCACCAUACACAUCAACACAUUAUCCAUUUACAGUAAAACACUACCAGACGUGCCCUUUGUGAACAAUUUCCUGUAUCUUUAAAAUUGAUUGAAACACUGCAAAAAAAAAAACAUCCUUUUAUCCAUUUACAAAAUUUGGCAUGCUUCUCUGGCGGUGCAGAACUGGACCCCUCCAAGGAAUUCCGUCCCCCCCAGUUUGGGAAUAUCUAGUAUGAGCAGUUGUCUAUGAUUCCUGAAUCUUGUUUUGAAUUAAAGGAGCAAAUUUAUUCACGAAGCAAAAACUGAACAGACGGAGCAUAUAUGGAAACACUUUCACCAUCACUUAAGCUUCUUGAUUUGAGAAUAAUGCAGACUACAGACCUGUUUUAAGGCUCAUUUGAGACCAACGAUGAUAAAUAGGCACAAUUUGCAGUGAAUUAAAUGCAUCUGUUGCUUUCACUCUAAGGCAUAUGUAUUUUAUAUAUAUUUUUUUGCUUAGAUGGUUGCAAUUACCAUAGAAUAAUGAUGUAAUGACUCUACUUAUUUUUCCCAUAUGUAACUGAUCCUAAGAUUACAUGCUGCACUGUACAGUAUAUGAGGCUGGUUGCUUACAAGACAACCACAGCGUAUUAUCCUAUAGUUUUUUGAUGGUAUGAUCAGUGUUGACCCUGUAAUAACGCUGAAUAAAAGUAUAGGAUGGAUUUCAUACUAAAUCAAUCAGUCUUUACUUUGAAAAUCUUACAGAAUAAAGGAGCAAAAUUUGCCUCAUUUUAACUGUUUGUACUGCAGGAAUAUAUAAGAACAGAGAAAAACUACUUUGAUCUGUAUUCAUGUAUUUAACACAAUCACACUCUGAACAAUGCAGCUGCUAAAAGUAAGACCACCCAAUACUUUAAGGGUGACAUAUGGAGGAAAGGCCUAGUUAUGUACAUAAUGUGUGGGGGUGUAUGUGUUCCUGUUCCCCCAGACUCUUUCCGCCCUCAUCGUCUGUGGUUAUCCAAGCUCCUUUUUUGGCAUUUCUUGAUGAGCUUUACAUGAGAACGACCAUCACUCACAAUGUUUUUUGUGCUGCUUAUGAAGGAAUGGAAAAUAUCUACCCAAAAGACAUAACACCAGAGUAAAUUAUAUCAAUUUAUGCUCAGAGGAUUAAGAUGAACAGUUAGGUCAUAAAUUCACUUCACUGUUAUUUUUAAGAAUUAUGUAAGACUUAUUAACAGAAAUAAGAGUAACUCUCACUUAUCUACAUGUCUGGUCAGUUUGGGGUCAAUUUCCCCCUCUUUUCCCAUUGACCCCUAACCCCGCCCCCUCCUGCUUUUCUCUGGCGUCUUUUGGUUGUUGUUUUAGUGACAUGUGAUACUCUGAGUAAACUUUGUGCAAACUAAUUUUAGCUCUGUGUUUGCAGUCGGCUCCGAGCUUAGGGAUUUGUUCUACCUCGAGCACCUCCUUUAUGUGUUAAUAUGGUGAAGCUACUUUCACUCUCAAAGAAAGAGGAAUGUGAUGAUGUAGUGUAUCUGGGCAACCCACAUCAACAUUAGGAGUGAGAGGCAUUCAUUGUGCUUUUUAUUAAGAAAAACAGGGUGUAGUAGAACCAGACAGCCUGUUUUGACUACUUAAGUAUACAGCUGUACAGUGAUAGUGUUUAUAGUUUACAGAUAUAUCAGUUGAUGAUUCAUUGGCAGAAAAGUGAGGCAGUAACAGCUUAAUGAAAAUGAUGAUUGAUCAGAGCCUGCCAAUUGGCCAAAACCCAAGCCGAGCCAAACUGAGCAGGUUCCUUUGAGAAACCAAAACAGCUGGAGUUGAUUUUGGAAGUUUUGUGAAUUAAAUUUGGUUUGAAACACCCUGAUGUGUGCUCUUUGAUGUGCCUGUAAACAUAUCCUUUACCUAGUAGUUUUCUUCUUCUUUCUGUAAAUGUUGUGACGUUUUAAAUUGAGCCCGUACUGAAUUUGAAAGGUUGACAGAAAGUUCAAUUUCUUCUCUAAACUCUAGUCUAAAAAGAUUUUUUCUAGCUCCAUUUGUUGAGCAACUGAAUAAACUUAGGUGGUGUCCAGCUUCCAAAAAUUUGCAGUGUAGACUCUUUGGAUGGUAAUGACAUGAAAAGACUGUAAUUACACUGGUGUCUCCAUAUGAGCUACAAAAGAAAACCAGACAAACAGCAUCGAGAUCAAUCUUUGAUGGACCUUAGGCCUUUUGUUUGUUGGUAUCAGACUACAUUCAGGGCUGCCAAGUUUCAGAAAAUGACAAGGGUGAGACUUUAGCGUCAUGAUGUGUUUGGCGGUGGCAAAAAUAUUGGCUUUUUUAGCGUCGAUUUAUACCUCAAGACUGAUGUCCUCACCUCCAUCCACCUAUCAUCCAUCUUCGGGAGAGCAGAAGAAUGUUGAGUGGGUUUUAAAUGUCAGGGCUGUUGUGUGUGAAAGAUAGAAACGCCAAGACCUGCCUUACAUUGCAUCUGAUUGGUUUAUAUUCCGUGGUGCCUUCUGUGGUUGGUUAGGUUUAGGCACACAGGACUGAUGGAUUGGUCUGGGAUUGGUUAUCUCAGUCAGUCAAUCAGAGUUACUCAAACUACGGCAAGCCAAGUUUAUCAUCAUGAAAAAAAAAAAAUGCAGAGUAUUGCAUGGGGAAAUAUAAGCGUGAGAAAUGUCAAGUGUGGCGUGUGGUGUGAGAAUGGGUCAAAUUGCGUGACUGUCACACACAAAGCAUGACGCUCGGCAGCUCUGCUAUAUACAUCGUAAAAAAUGCCUUUCUUCACUGUCAUCCCUGUAAAGAAUCACAGUAAUGUGAAUAAACAUCACUUAAAGUGAUUUUAAAGUCACAGAAAGAGUUGGAAUAUAAACCUUAAGUUUUGCCAAAGUUCAGAUGUGCUUCCGUGAUUUAGGCCAUUCGUUGUAAGGUUGUCAUUAAACUCAACCAGAACUGUUUAAACAAAGCUUUUCCCCCCUUCUGGUGUUCAAAUGAAACCACAUAUGAUGAAUAUUAUCGUAGGCCUUUUGUCUCGUCAAAUCAUGUUGUCCAAUGACAAAAUCUCCGCCAUCAGCCAGUCUGCACGUUUUCACCGGCACCAAACAGGAAGCUGCAAGCUAGCAAAACAAACAUGACAGGGAGGUGAAAGAACGAGCUGUACUCUUGUGCUGUAGAAAGGAGGGAAAACUGUUGUACUUGUGGAGUGAACAAUAAAGCUUUUAUGUCAGAAUAGCGCUGAAAAAUGUGGACAGCAACUGACCAAAGCUUGCUAGCUAACUAUAGCGCCCUAGCUGUUCCUAGCAAGCUAGCUAACCACUGUUUUAAGUGGCAGCAGGAAUCCAGUUGAACUCUUGUUCGUGACCCAAUUUUUGCAAAACUUAGUCAGUUUUUGUGAAGUUUUUCCAAAAUCUUUCUCUGUAAGAAGUUGUAGGUAAUAUGUUUGACUGUAACCUGUGAGCAAGAAAAUUUGUAUCACCAAUAAAACACCAACAAUGAAUGAACAAGUAGAUCAGCAAAGGGUGAAAAGUUACCACAGCUGGUGCCAAAUUCCACUCAGAUUUAAAGGUCUUCACAGUCGGUGUAAAACAACUGAAAUGACGAAUGAGUUUCAUCUGUUUUCUCAGGUUGUUGAGUAUUAAAAGAUAAUAUUUUGUGAUAGUAAAUGCUGGAGUACAAGUAAAGACGCCCUGCUGUUUGUGGAAACCUGUCUCUUGUAUUUCGCCAUUGAUUUACUCUCAAUACAGAAAGUAGUUUAUAUCUUGCGAAGCUCAUCGGAUAAAGAAUAAUCCGUCUUGCCUCUUCUGACAUUGAGCUGUAACUUUAAGUUCAGUUCACGUCCAGAAAAAAUAAACUCAAGCAGUGAGAAAUUCCCCUGGCAUUUCAGGAAACCUUUAAGACGGAUAGUUUGCGGUCUAGGCCGCAUAGCUGCCAAACAGAUUGUGUGUAAUUCUUUUAUCUGUCUCUUGUCUUAAAAUCUCCAGAGCGUUCAUACACGGAAACUAGAAUUUAAUAAAACCAUUUUAAUCUCUCCAAUAUUUCACUGCUUUAGAUUUUUAGACUUUCACACGAUAUACUUAGUAAUAUGGGAUUCAUGCAGGGUCCUGAAGAUGUGUUCAGGUUACAUAUGGUCUUAGUAGAUAACUGCAGUAUGUGUUUGAUCCCAGUUUCAUCUCCCUGGUGUCUGUCUGACAUUAUAUUGAAGGCAUCUGCUUUCAAUCUUCCUGAUGCUGUAUGGCAGAGCUAUAAAGAAUAACAGAGCUGUCACUUUUUGAUUUAGAUCAAGAGCGCUGGUUUCUUUUUUUCCUUGUGAUAAAAGAUAUUUAAAGGAAUAAUACACGUGAUUUAAACACCCAAUAUGCUCUGCACUGAGGUUCACUCCGUGCCAAUCUUUUCCAGGUUGGAUUACAUCUUAAAUUUAUGGCUGUGCCCAUCAUUUAGCAAAUCAUAUAGAGACAGGAGAAGGUCAAGGCUCAGACUGUAGUAUACGUGAUAAUAUUUAGAGUGAUCCUCUGAUCCACCACUAUGCACUUGGCAACAGUAGCAUGAAAACUUUCUUCCUUAGCACUUCCUCUUAUCAGGCAGAAACCAUAAGCAGAGCCAAACACAUUGACUGGCAGCUGUCUGCCCCAAUUCAAUGAGUUGAGAAAGUAGAAAAGAGAGAAAUCUCUCCACCACUGAUAGGCUGAUUGUUUUAUGACAGACUUUUUAUAAUGAAAAGCACAGGAAAGUGCAGAUUUGUAGAUUGUAGUACAGCAUUGAUGCAGUUGAAGUCUUGUUUAUGCUACAAGCUUAUGGUGCCAGUUUCGGCUCCAAUCUGUUGUCCAUUGGCACAUCAUUUUCUACUCCGUCUUCCUUGUUUUCUACUCCACUGUCCUUUCCUCAAUAAAGGUGUGAAAAGGCCAAAUGGAAACUGGUUUAAUGCAGUUGAUUAGAUAAAACUGGUCUAGUAUUCUGGUGGUUCUCUGAAGUCAUGUGGUUGAACCUGAAUUUUGAUGUGAUACAUUGUGACAGUCGAGAAAUCACUGUACCUUCUGUUACUUUAAAAAAGUCUUUUUCAAAAUAAUUGAUAAAGUAUCUUUCAAAAUAGAGUUUCGAGGAGUUAUUAAAACACUGCACAAACAGAGAUAGACUGAAACAAACUGACAGCCAUAAAACCAGACACAUUCUCACACAUCACCUCCACUUGUUUCUCAAGGGUUGUUAUGAAGCCCAAAGAUGGUGCUUGCCAUUUGGAAAGCAGACUCCAGCUAACUUGUAGCUAGGCUAGAAGCUUGUGAAGAGGUGGGGUUGAGGCAUUGGCCUUGCUGCAUGGAAACAGCUACAGUGCCAGGAAUUAUGCUUGACUCCUAGCCAUAACUAUCAAAACAUUGGUUCUUCGUGACACUAAAGACUGUUGUACACCCAUUUACACAUGAGCCAUCCAGAAUGAGCUGCCGUCAAACCAGUAGAUGAAACUACAUCAUCAAACUUUAUUCAAAAUCAUGAAUGGAGACAAAAAACAGCAGUUGCACUUGACUCAAAACCCCACCAUGGCUACCAGCCUUUUCAUAUCAUCUGCGUCAGCAGUGCCAGUCAGCCUGGUUUGUUUCUAACCUGACUAAGGAGCAUUCAGUAUUCAGUACAGGAUUGGCACCGCUUUGUGCUGUUUUGUUUGUGUUGUCAUGGCGACUUGACUGAGAGCUUCGUAUGUAGGUCUGCCUGGAAUCUCGUGUUUUCCAGCAGCCUCAUUGAUGUAGAAAGAGUCCAGGGUUAAACCAUGACAACCACGGGUUUACCUCUACUCAAGUGGCCUUAAUUGCAAUGUUUGGCUCAGAGGAAAAGAGCCCUUGCUUUUUUGUCCACUCCCAGCAUCUGUAAGGGUGCAUUGCUGGCCUUCUCUUCACCUCUCUACUGUUUAACAAGUUUGUGCAAGGUGUUGCAGGUGCAUAGCAGGAUUCUCCUCACAGUAAUGUGCACUCAGUGGAUUCUGCUUGUGUUACCUGGACUAAUUCACCCCAGAGUUUCUGCAGGGUAGACUAAUUUUCUUUUUGAUGAGCUUUACAGGUGGAACGCAGGAACCACAGUCCUUCCUGUAAGGAAAACUUCAUACUGCAUGAUGAGCUCUAAAAUUAAGAGACAGCAUUCUGAAGUCCUCCUCCAGAUUUUCAGGCAUGUUGGAUUCAUUACAACAAAACCAACAAACAAAACCCCAGUCUUGUAAAACACCAACUGUUACUCAUGAAGUUGUCCAGCUUCAUAAUUACACAGUCAGAGUCAGUCAAUCUUCAUCUUUGUGUGCGAUGACAUAAUAUUAGGCCCAAGUCUUUUCCAUAUAAGGUCCGGUGUCUAUGCCUCUGCCCUACAGACAUGACAUGCAUCUCACAGGCCUUCAGUUCUCGCCACAAGACACUUCCUGUAACAUGACUUCUGAAAUGUGAAAAGACCACAGCCCUUUUCCCUUCUCCAGAAGAAUUCCACUGAAGGCAGGAAGUUACACACCAGCAAAGAGGAUGAUUAGCAUCCCAUCAGUGCUUUAAUGAGCUACCCUUCCUUAAAUAUGUCUGGCUUUAGAGUCUCAAAUUAAAAGUACUGUAUAUUUCACCUAUAAAGGUUUUUGCAUUGAAUUUCAAUUGUUGAACUAAACUCUAUGAAUCAGUGGUUCGUAUAAAACAGAAAUCAUCUGCUACUGAUUAUUGCCACUGAAUUGGGAGUUUUAGCUGCAGCUUAUGAUCUCAGCAUGAUAGACAUCUAGCUGAAUACAAAGCUAAGGUCUGUUUUCUCUACAAACAGAGUUUCUGCGCCCAGUUUUCCCCAAUAAUGAAACCUCUUGAACUAUUUAUUGUUCUUCAGUCAUUUACAUCCCCAUUCAGGAUCAGCAGAUGACUCAAAGUUAUUUAUUCACAUACAUUAAUAUAUUUGAUUAUGGCUGCAUGGAUCAAAACAUAUCCGCAUCAUUAUUCUAGGCUCUCCCUCUCCUUUUCGAAUAGCCUUAUCCAAAAAACGUUUAAAUUUCUUAUUAGUGUUUUAUAGUCUACCUUUCUGCAAAGACAUCUGUACACAAAUGAGGUGGUUUUCUCUGCAUUAAUCUCCCAAUCUCAAGUAUCAUAUAAGUUUUUCUACAAGCCCUCAGGUUGAUCUGUCAAGUCCUUGGCAAUAGUCUCUGUUGGAGCUUCAUUUGUCGAAGCAGAGACAUUUACAUGUGUAGCGUGAGGCAACUGGUCAUUACCAGUAACAGCACAGCAGUCGGAUCAGCCGUGUGGAGAGGAGCAGAGCAGCACAGCGGUAACACCAUUAUGUGGCUGGAAUCCCAUUCAUGUAAUCACAGUUGGAAAGACACUUCAUUCAUUUGGAGGAGUCUCUCUUGUCUGCAGCCCUCACUUUGGAAAAUAGCCAUCAAAUAAAUCUUUUUUUUACCCCUAACUUGGAUGAUUUUUAGAUUUUUUUUGGCCUAGAAAGGUUUUUUAAAAAACUAGCUUUUGUCCCUACGCGCUCAAAAGAUUUGUUCGAUACUACAGUGCUAAAAUGUCCCACUCUUUUGAGGGAGAAACAGUAGCACGGCCAAAGUUCCUGCUCAUUAUUUAUCUGCUCUCCAUGAGUGCCUUCAACCUCUCUUGAUUUGUAUUUAUAGACUGCAGAUGCCACAGAUUCUUACUGUGACAUCUAUUUGUUUUGUAUCCAUGUGAGAAAGAGAGUGUUUGACCAGCGGAGCUUUGGAUUUAUAAAGUGCUCUCUGUUCACCACAGACUGAACCAUUAAACACAGCUGACCACAUACAAAAACACAUAUUUUAUUCGCGACUUCUUCUCUCUUUAAGUUUUUAAGGGAGCAUAUUUGUGGAAUUCCCAUAUAUAGAGCUGUAUAGCAUUGUCUUUUCUCACAUCCUUACAAGGAGAGAUGUCUUUUCACUCUGGCUAACUCAUACAGCCACACACACACACACAGGCACGCUGAGACGGAGACACGGGCAGAUUAAGAGAGAGGAAUCCGUGUCCUAGGGACGUGUCCAUUCAGCAAUCCCUUUGCAGCUUUCUUCCUGCCAUUAACCUCUGGAUCUGCCUAAAAGAGUACAACAGAGCUAACAGAUGCCAGUGAUCUCUGAAGAGUGCUUACACGCUCUUUUGAGGCCUCUGCACAGAAGAGUAAUGGUUUUCUUUAUUGGAAGUGAAUGAGUCAGGACAGACUUGCUCAAUGCUGACAGGUGUGAGUGUGUAUGAGUCUGUGCCGGACACUGAGUGAGUGAGCAAGUGAGUCAGUCAAAGCUGUGUUCACGCACGCCCUUUGUGAGUGACACUUAGCACGUUGCUGCACUAUAGGUUUCCAGGGCAUUGGUAUGCAUACAUCAGCCCUGCUAUACAUCCUGCACUUCCCGCUACUGAUUUACUUGAUAAAGGCACAAGAAAAAACACAGCUCCAGAGAAAAUAUGCUGGCGGUCACUGCCACCAGCACCGUCACUUCCUCAUUCUUUCCCUCCUUAACCCCCUCCCUCACACUUUGCCCCAAUUUUUAAUGAGGUGUACAUAAUAGCACACUCUUUAUGUCACACUAGGUUCUUUUUAAAUACAGGAAGGUCCUAUAACUAGCUAAACAGAAUGCAUUCUCAGCAGUGUGGAGAGUAUUUACAUAUAUACAUAUAUUCUAACACACACACAUAUAUAUUUAUUUUUGAUAAUUCUCUUUAGUAUUUAUCUUUCUAUUUUAUUCUUAUAUGUACAUUUUAUUUUAAUGUUAUGUAGAAUUCUUGUCUUGUAUAUAUAGUACCUUCUUUCUUAAACUAUUUGUACUUUUACUACCUUAUUUCUACUUGCCUAUUGCACUGGAAAAGGAGAAGCUCUCCAAUCUCGUUGUACUUUUAGUAUCAUGACAAUAAAGGACAUUCUGAUAUUUCUUUUUUAUAUAACCAAGAAAGUUGAACUAUUUAGUAAAUGAUGAGAAAACAAAGUAUAAGACUAAGAGUUUUAAUUCUAAGAAAAAAAAUUGUUUGAUGAAAAAAAGAGGCCCUAAAGUUGAGCCUUGUGGGACACCACAUUUCACUUUUUAAUUAAUUUUCGACUCAGAAGUUCUUUCUCUCAGGUUAAGGGUGAGGCACUAAAAGAGAUCUGCAGACUUAGUUUAUUUACAGGGGGGGUUUUAAAAUGUUUAAGUGGUUUGAGAGUGUGUAGACAGUUUUUUUAUUUUGCAUCUGUUUUGUUUGGUUGGUUUGUACGCUUAGAUGCCAGUGGAGGUGAACACAGUUACUGAUCUCACCUCGGUGUCUUCUAUACACAUGUUUAUGUUCUACCAUACUGGUGUACGCUCAAUGUUUUUUUCCUUUACGUGUAAGGCUCCAGGCGGUCGGGAAUCGUGUUCCCUCACAUUUCUGAGAGAUGACAUAAAGAUAUGAUCACAUGACAACCAUCAUAAAAUAAUGAGAAAGCAGAGUCUGUUUUUGUUCCCAUGGCCGUACCCAGCAUGGCUGUACUUGUUGUGGGUGCUUUAAGAGCGCGCUGAGUGAUGAAUGAGGUGUGCACAGCUUUGAGACGUCACUGGUUGAUCACCACACCUGGUAGAGAGUCAUCGCACUGUCACGGUUUUAUUACACUUUUUCCCGCUUGUUAAAAUCUGAGCUUUAGAAUGAUGGAGGGGUUGAAUAACCUCAACCCUGGUCAACCGACUACACUCUCGGUGAAACAAUAAAAUAGCCGGCACAAGAGUAUGGUGAAUUAUCCAGGGACUAUUUCUCAAACACAGUUGUGCAAAUGACAGAGGCACAAUGAAUACAACCCGAUGGAAUUAAAACAUGACUAAAGAUUUUGUCUUAUUUCUUGGUCCUUUUUUCUCAACCUCUUGUUUAAAUGUGCGUCUCUGCUGAUCCUGGCCUGUGAAUGUUUUUGUUUGUGAAGAGUGCAGAACUCUCUUAUCUCUUCUGAUAACGGUUACAUAAGUCAGGAAACAGGAAUGAGAACACAAUACUCAGUGAUAAGAAAUAAAUCAACAAAUUGCUUGAUUUGUAAUACACUUUGUUUUGCUUUGAAAUUUUAGAUACAACCCCGAAGUCCCAGAUGUCAACCUAAAUUAUUCUUGAGUAAAACAAAAUACUCUCUCAUCAUGUUUAUUGACUUUUUUUGUGUCAUUGCAGCUCACUGAUGGAGGUAAAGCAGCCAAAGCCAAGAUCAGCAUUGGAGACAUCAUUCUGUCUAUAGAUGGCAUUUCAACAGACAGCAUGAAUCAUCUGGAGGCCCAGAACAAGAUAAAGGCCUGCACAGACCAACUCAGCCUCACUCUGCAGAGGUAACAUUUCCAUACACGUACACAUACCUGUUUAUGGUUCGAACAAUAUCAGAAAAAAAGUUUUCAAUUAUUAAAUCAGAAAGAAAUCUUGUGAAUGAAAAAUAUGUAAAGGUUAAUUUUAGUCUAAUUCUUGGUUAAUUAGUCAAAGUUCUUGUUUGAUGUUUUUCCAUGCUGCUAAGUGUUUGGACCUAAUAUCUAAAAGUCUGCCAAGUUUGCUCCUCUGCUUCCUCCAUUAUAAAAAGGAAGGACCUCCUGUUCUGGGCUCUUGUGUCCACUAAAGCUUUACUGCGAGCAUCAGGAGCACUUUGAGUGAGGGCCCUUUGUUCCUUUAGACAUGCCUCAAAGAAAAGAAAACAAGGAUUCAACAGAGAUCCACCAGGGAAACUUUCAAUCCAAAGAAAACUACUCAGUGUCCAAAAUCUCUUUACCUGGCUCAGAAAUUUCAGCAAACAAAGCUCUAUUUAUUCCACUUUGAAGAGUAGGCAAUAAAAGAAGAGUGUCCACAACAACAAGCAAUUAAACCAAACCCAGUGGAUUUUUCUGCAGCAGUAGAGCGUAAAAGAGCGGCCUCAGCGUCAAACCCAAACAAAUGGCAGUGAAGCACGCUAGCUGUAAAACAUGUUGACAGAAAGAAAUCAAAGCCUAGUUUGCGUGUCGUGUCAUUUCAGCACCACAUCACUGCUGUAAUCGUGGGAAAAUAGUCCUAAAAUAGCUCUGGACCCCAGCUGCAUGUAAUUGACUGUGAGGAAUGGAUGCUCAAUGAAACAUCAAACGCGCCUCAUCUCAGAAAGGACAUAAACUACAUCUACAAAUCCCCCAAUAAACAAGAAAGGCUUUCUUCUCACAAAGAAAACAUGAAGUUUGAUCCAUAUAUGGUUACAUUUUAGGAGGUAGUUUUCCUUGUAUGAAUAUUUUAUGCCUAUAGAUAGUUUAAGAGCCAUUUUACUGUUUAAAAGAGUACAUUUUGAAGAAUCAGGACUGGAGAAGUUAGUCUGUUGCUUAAAAGUUCACUGAGGCUGAAGAGAGCGGGAACGUUGAAUAGUCACUCUGACCUUUAUGCAGUCUCUUCUACAGCUCCACACAACAAAAGAUCUCAAAUUCCAAUAAUUAUCUCUGCAAGGUGUAGUUUUCUACAGUCAUGUUCUCAAACUGGAAUAAGUUUUAUUGGGCAGGUGCGUGCAGACAAGGAAUUUAUUGCUUCCACAGAAAGAAAUAGACAGACGCUUUAGAAAAAAGGACAACAAGCUCCACGAAGAAAAAGAGAAAUUCAGUUCUAAAAUUAUAAACAUAUUUUUAAAUCGUACAGAAAUAAAUACAGACACAGCAGUAUUAACAUUUGCAAGCAGUAAGAUAACAUUUGAUUUACGUGUUCAUUGUUACCAACUGAAACCGACUAUUUUGGUCACACGAAACAUUCCCAGAGUGCCAAGAUGUGAUGAAUGGACUACAGUUUCGUACAAUUAUGUCACUUUGUCAUAGUUUGCAUUCUUUGCUCCUUAAAUAGACACUCUGUGCUGCGUGGUGCAGGUGUGUGAAAUGACGUCAUCCCACAGAGAAGUUACACUGCUGUUUGUUUUCAUUAAGAUUUGGCGUUAUUAAUUAAAAAAAGAUCUAUCUUCCAGUCAAACUGUGUUUUAUGGAAUAAAACACAAAAGUUUGAAAAAGAUAACGCCUGCAGUUGUUCAUUAACUAGAGUGUAACAAACAGAAGUGGUUACAAAAUGACUAUUUCUGGUCAUGCUGUAAUGUCUAAAGAAGUUCGCAGUUAACAACACUGAAGUGUCACAUUCAUUGCAGUUUCCGUUUAUUGUCUGGAAGAAAAGGGCAGACACGCUCAUUGAUGCGGAUAUGUUUUAAGUUAUUUCCCUGUUGCUAGGUGAUGGGACAACAUGUUCUCAUAAGGGAGGAUAUUGACUUUGUCAAAGUACGUUUCUCAUCCUGUAGCUCCUCUACACAGUAAACCCUGAAUGUACUGUCCAGAUGAGUCUGACUGAGUGAGGAGGUGUUGUGUGUUUUGUGGCAGACUGAGAAACCAGGCUUUCCUUUUCCAAGAGUGUGGUCUCAGGGAAAGAUAUUAAAGCACUGUGUGGUAGCCAGGGGUGCAACCAGAACGUUUUGACAUGGGUGGCAUGAAGUGUGUGUGACAUAUCGCACAAAUACAUUUUCCAUGCCUCUUUGUAGACUAAAAAAAAAAACUGAGGUAGAUUCAGAAGUUGAUAUAUGUGGAAAGUAUAUAUAAAAAAAUCUGGAUUGAAAAUGCUGAAAAGCUGCUCGGAACCAAGUGGCAACCUCUAGUGUGGAAAAACAAAGCCAAUGCAAGAGCGCAAAAAACCUGCAGUUCCUGGAGUGUCCACUUGAGGCUGGUUCAAUGAGUAAUUUUUAAUGAGUAACCCUUUUAAGGUUUUAGUAUUAAAAUGCCCAUUUUUACAGCAGAACAGAAGACAUUUGAAGCCUGUUAAAAAUGAAAAAAAAUAUGGGUUUUUGUCUAAGAUAAGAUAAGAACUUUAUUUAUCCCCAAGGUAAAAUUUGAUAAAAAAUUUUUGCUGAAAGUCUCUCAGCAGAGGCAGAUUUUUCUGUAUCUCAUCUGUUUUGAUUAUACUUGGAAUGAUUAGAUUGAUAUGUGGACUAGGGCUGUUAAGUGUGUCAGAUUUUCACCUCACUAUUGUUGUGGCUAUAAAAAUAUCACAAAAACACUGUUGUUGUAGAAAAAAGGCUAAGCAAAGGUUAGGGCAGCAAAAUAUAUAAGUUCCUAAAUAUUACAAGUCCGUACAUUUUACUCAUAAACACAGUUAAUCCACACGUCACCAUCCAUUUGUAAUUGUGCUUGAAUUUAUUAUUCAUCCACAUCACUGUCUGUGUAACUCAAACUCAAGUUAAUACACAGGCAGUCAUCUGCUUCUUCUUUGUCUCCUCUCUGUUUUAUGGCAUGUGACCUCAACUAUGAAUUCAGGGUAUUACUGUUUGUUUAUGCUUAAUACAAUAUCAAUAAUUCCACAUUUUAAUGAAGACAGUUUUCAUUAAUACCACGUCUUUUAUUGACUGAAACCUUAGCUGAGUCAGCACUUAAAACAUGGCGAGUUUCUGUGGCUUAUGGGUCUAUGUCUUCAACUUGUUGAAAUACACCUUUUUAAGUGCCUCUCUGUCACAGUGGAUGGCCAAUCAGUUUUUGUUGGAGGCAAAGUGCCUCUCCAGGUCGAUCCUUGAAACUGUCUCUGGCGGAAGCACACACUAACUCAUACUGAAUUUCAUUAUUUCUUCAACAGAAUGAAAUGUUUGGUCCAAAUUGUCAGCCAAAGAGUCAGCAGCAAUCUGUUAGUGAUUUCAUCAGCUCAUGUUUUUAUCAUCCGUUGCUAAUGUGCUCUUGCAGUUGUUUGAAUGACCUGCUGUAAUGAGUGAAUUUUACGGGUACUUUUUGUUCUUACUAUUACGUGACGGAAUCGAAGCCAGUAAGCAGCCAGCAGUCAGCUACACCAGCCGGCCAUGGGAAGUCUCCUUAGGAAAGUAUGAUAAUUGAUGUUUAUUUAUUGUCAUUGAAAUAUGCGGCACAGUGCAAUGAAACUCCACUCCCCAGAGUUUGUGGCUGACUGCACCUGGUUCCAAAACCUCAAAGACAAUCAGCACCACUGGCUCUGCAGUUUUCUUCGCUUUUUUUUUCUAACAAGAAUUGGUAACAGCUACCACAGCAAGAAAUCAUUACAGAUUUUUUGUGGUUUCUACUUCUGUGUGUGUGUGCGAGUUUGUGUGUAUUGGUGCCAUAGGUUGGUGCUAAGCUUUAGGGUCAUGCAAAACUACCUUCUUUUAUGAAAUAUGUCUGAUAUAAAGGAAAAUUAACACCAAAAAACUAUAGAUAUCACAUUGUUCAAAUAUAACACUGCAUAGUGUCCUCUUGCUCUUCUUUGUAUAACCUCCUCUCUUUCUUCACCAAUCUUGUUUUAAAGAUACCUGUCCCACUAUAGCUCUGCAGUACAUGGUACUCUUUUACCCUCAGGGUUAUUACAAUAGCUGCCUAGCAACUAAGCUUGGCAGCUGGGGGUUAAAUCGACAGAUACUAUCAUACAAGCUCUAUGUACUCAUAGUUCUUAAGGUAUAUAACAGUGUGAAGCAGAGGACAGUCCAGUAUCUCCCAUAAGCCGCCUUUGACUCCUGGCUGCCUUAGCCACAUGUGGUGUGGUUGUCUGAGGGAAAAAAAGAAAGGACAGGAGCUUGUUUUAACAAUUUGGUCCUGCAUUCAGAAGACAAUUUAACUGCAGUUUAUUCUGUAGUGGUUUCUGUGUCCACAGAUCUGACCCAAAGAAGAACUCUGUUAUUCCCCUACUGGCUUUAUUCAUUCAUUCAGGGGUUGGAUUUCUAAAUUUAAUUAAACCCUAAUAUAAAAUUAUUAUUUUUCUUGUCCUGUGGUUGUGCGUUAUCCCACUAUUUGCUCGCACACAUGACCAGAGAGUCUCUGUAGAGGAGCAUGACGGGACACAUGGAGACAAGUGGCAUGAAUGCCCUCCGUUAUUAUGCUGCAUGUGACUGCUGAUAUGGACAAGAGCACAGGGUUCCUACUUGACACGUGGACACACACAUAAGCCACGCGCUGUAUCCAUGUUAGGGUAGUAUCCAGGCAACUUACAGCAGCAACAGGCUGUCCAGUUAAAUGUUAAUAAGCUUUCACUCUGGAAAUAGCAAUCUCGUUUCUGUUAUUGUUAGCUCUGUCACUGCUGUAAAUCUCAGGUCCCUGGUCCCCUAAGAGCCUUUUAUGUGAGCUCUACUUGUAAGUGCAAAAUUCUUCCUUCCAGGAUGCUCGUUGUUGAUGAAAUAUGAGGGAGCAGUGAAUAGAAGGGGAACAUGGGAAACAUAAGAGGUAAUGUGCCAGAUGCUAGCUGUGAGUUUUGCCACUGAGAGGAUAGGCUGGCUGCUCAGAAAAACAGAGAGGAGUUGUUUUCCGCUCCAGCUUAUUCCAAAUCCCUCUGUUGGAGUUUUUUUUUAUUUUGGUUUCCUAUGUUUUUAUUCUUCCUGUUUUUAUUCUUUGCCAUGCUUUGGUGAACAUUUUCAUGAGGUGAGAUAUCUGUGAAAACAUUCAGUGUUUUUCUGAUCCCCUGCAGAGCUUUGCACUAUAUCACCAGGCUUCAUUAUAAGAUGUCAGACUUCAUACUGCACAGUUUUUACUCUUUUUCUCAUUUAAAUUACAGUUUGUCUUGUACUUUUUAUGAUAAAAAUCAUUCUUUAAUAACAAAAUUUUACCUUUCGUCUCAUAAAAAUGGCCUUUUAUUCUCUAAAUGUGCCUUUAUCAAAUUUACAUUUGGGGAUGAAUAAAGUUCUUCUCAUCUCAUCUCAUCUCAAAUUACUUUUAGAUAACAUUAAUGAUAAUAAUAAAUUUGAUUUAUACUUUGCAAAGAGCCUUAGGUCACUGAACAGAAGUGGGCUAAUAAAUAAAAACCAGGACUGAGUGAAAAGGCAUCAGGGUCCAGUGGUAAGGUAGAGUUAUGGGAGGUUGUGGUGAACAGGUGGCGUUUUAGUAGUUUUUUACAACGUGGCCAGAGAUGGGGCAUUUCAGAUGUCUGAGUUCCAGGGGAUUCAGGAUGAGGUUUAUUAGUGAAGAAGUUCAGAGAGGUACUAAGAGAUGAGGGCAUGGAGGGAUUUAUAAGUGAGAAGUGGUGUUUUAUAGUCAGUGUUAGAUUCUAUUGGGAGCUAGAGGAGGUGGGUGAGGGGUUGGAGUGAUAUUCUGCCAGGGCUUGGUGUGGAGAAGAACCCUGGCAGCUGAGUUUGGUAUAUACUGAAGCCCGUCCAGGGCUUUGGUGAGAACUCCAGGAAAGGCUUCAUAGUGGUGGUGAAGGUGAAUGGUUCUACAGACAUAAAUGAGGGUUGCAGCUACAGAGAAAGAGAGUGAUGGCAGAUUUUUGGGGGAUUUUUUUAAGAUAAACAAUGUUUUGUGGUGGAAUUGAUGUGGGAGUGAGAAGAGAGGGUGGAAUCCAUGGAGACACCCUCAUUUUGAUCCUCAAAUGUUGGGUGGAUGGUGCACCCAUCUAGGACCAGAAGAUCUUAAAUCUUGGGGGCCACUGCCAGUUUGAGGGAAUAGUGCAACAUCCAGGCUGUGAUAUUACAGAAGCAAUUGACUGAGGAAUGGGGGAGCCUGAGUCGAUGUUAUUGUGCUGAGAUAGAGUUGUAUUUCAUCGGCGUAGGCGUGGAAGUUGAGACUGUGUUAGGGGAAGAUCUGUCCAAGAAGGGCUCCAAGUACAGAACUUUGAGGCACUCCAUGGUUGGCUUGGGUUGAGGAGCAGGAGUUGCUGGUGGUAACAGACUGAAUUCAAGUCCAGAUUGAAGGGAAUUGAGGACUUCAUGGUUGGUUGGUCACUUGAUGGCCAUCCGCAGGUGUGAAGGAGUUGAGGGGGCAGGUAAUGUGAGUUGCCGGUGGAUAGAGUCGACUAUUGUCUUGAAGAAUUUCAAGAACCUGGAGCAGGGUCCCCUGGUCGGUGGAAGGGGGUCAAUAGGAUGGAGUAAGCUGGAGUAAAUAAGAUAAUUGAUGGUUGAGGACAGCAUUCUGGGGUGAUUAUGCUGGUGGAAUAGUAAUGUAGUAAUGUGUUUUGGUUUUUGGUAGAGCUUCCUUGUAGGAGCUCUAUUAGUGCAGAUUUUAUAAAAUAUUAUUCCCACUUUACGUGAGCAUUUAUUUUUCAUCCAAGUUAAGUUGUCAUUUCCCUUUUUUAACUGGCAGAAAUGUGUUUCCAUGUGCUGUAAUAGUAAAGUAAAACAGUUCUGGGUAAAUUAAAGGCUACUUCUAUUUCUGCCUUUUUCCCAGCGUAUUAAAAAAUUCAUAUGUAAGUCUGUAAGCUGCUGAGGCGUGUGUAGUAAAAAAGCUGUGUCUUUCAGCUUCUCCAUCAUUCAGUCAGAUGCCAUACACCGCACUGUUGCUCUUGGCUCUUUAGGAGACAGGGUGGAAAUGCGUCAGCGUGCUUUUCCCUCAGGCUUAUUGCUCUGGUUAACCUCCUCUUUCUCUAAUUUUUGUGUGUGACAGAAUGGGUGCACAGACAAGUCUAUGAUGAUAAAAAAAAACCUCUCAUGGCCACUGUCUCUAACCUACUCAUUCAAUAUAACUGUCAUUUCUUAUAACUUGCGCUUGCAUUUUGCUAUCUUUUUGGUUAGGUUUAUAGUCUUGAAAUUUAGUCCAUAAAUAGACGUUGUAGAUAUCAGCAUCUGUAAUGUAAUAAAACAAGGCAUCCUGAUUAGAUUAGGAGGAGCCAGCUGAUUUGUGCUCUAGGCUGAGGAAAGCCAGGACUGUAUCUUUAACAGGGGGAAAAUUUCUCUGUGCUACUGUAUGUGUUCAUAGUGCAGAUGUUGUACUUAAUACAUCUGUAACUAAAAUCCUUUGCAGUCAUGGCUUUACUCAAGAAGACUUUUUUAAUAACAAGGCGGUCUCAGAAGAGUCUCAAUAUACAUAACCUGUCUGACAACAAUAGUCAACCUUUCUGUUAUUCCAGCGGCUAUCCUUGGACAACUUCAAGGCAAGGCCACCUUUUUAGUGCGCCGCAUUGUGAAGAGUUCAGUUUACUAUUUAAGAAGUGGUUAUACGUUUAGAUCAGCUGCAAAUCAAAUGCGUCUCCUGAGGCAUCUAUUUCUGGGGUGUCAUAUGAGACCUUAAAAAGACAGAUUUUCUUGCGAUUUGUUUGUGUUUAUGGGUCGUAAUUUGUCUAAAUAACAGCAUGAUCAAGUGUGUAAAAUGUUAAAAGUUGUGUAUAGAUUAACAACAACGAAAAUAUAUGUGAUACAUAAAAAUAGAUCAUUAUGUAUCUAUUGGAGGAGAAUAAAAUUCGGUAUGUUAUUAUAUUUCUUUAUAUGUGACUGUAUUUGUUAGGCUAGAUUAAAAAACAGUGAUGGAGUAACACUGUCCAGUUAAAUCAAGAUUACACUUGUGCAUUCACACUUAGACACCAAAAAGUAAUUUAACUUUCGUGGGCCCACACACUCACCCAGUGAGUGUUUGUCUCUGUCACAGCAGAAUAAAAGAAGGUCCAGCCCGGCAGGGAGUGGGACAGCUCAGAGGGGCUGAGCUGAGCAGAUGUUAGCAGGACCACCCCAGCAAGUGUUUGUUCAGUUUGCUCUGAGAAAAGACAGAUAGAGAGUGAAUCCACCCAGCGCAGGGCCACUGAUGGCAGACACACACUGUUUCAUUGUAGAGCAGGUCCUGUUUGUAACGGAAUGUGCUGUUUGAUCUCUGGACCUUUCACUGUUUUCCCUGGCACAGCGUGCUGCUUCUCCAUAAGCAUGUCCAAUAAUACAAGCACAUUGGAAAAUAAGCAUGGUCUGCAUUAGCUGCUAAGUGGAAAACUGUAAAUGGAAGUAUGGGCGAAGAUCAACAUCUGGUCAGAAGGCGUGGCUUUUUAUUAACUGUGUGCCAGGCUCAGUCAGGGAGGAAAUUCAUCAGGGUUUGUUGAUUGUUUUCCUAAUACGGCAGAGAAAACAAGGACACCAGCAGGACAUACCGGAGCUCCUGGUCCAGAACCAGCCUUGCUGACUCACUGUCUGGUCUUUUUGUUGUUGUUAUUCUUCAUAAUGAGGAAUCAGGGACUCAUUGUCUCCAUGUCUGGACCAAAGACGGGACACAUUGUCAACAAUAAACUAUCUUGAUUUAGGUGUUCACAAUUGGCUAAAGGGAUAGUUUGAAGACAGUUAGAUCACCUGACAGGGGCUGACUUGCAUCUUUAGUAACAUUAAGGAUAAUAUUUAAGAGGCUUAUUCUAGUUUUUAUAACUUUAGAGGACAGACAAACAGACCUCCCACCUCUCCCAUAGGUGAUAAAACUGCAGCAGCUGCUUUGAUCAUGAGUGUAAAUCAGAAAUACACCACAGUUUAAAGACAGUCUUAUCGUGAACAGAUAGAAAAUGUAGAGUCUGUUGACAUAUACUGGUGGUUUUGAAUGUUUUACCACCUUGACAACAAAUUACAUAUAAUUGGUUUGGACCAUUUUUCAAAGCAUUUAGCUUUGGAGUACCAUCUUUGUCCAGUUAUAUCAGUCAAGUUUGCAAUAAUAUUGAAUUUCCCCUUUGGGAUCAAUAAAGUUCUUGUUUGUAUGUAUGUAAAAAUGUGAAACUCCUAAGCUUGAACCCUGCUAGACAUUUCAAACAUAACCUAUUUAUUUUUUAAAAAUUUAAUGGCAGACAAAUUUACAUUUAGAAAAUCCUUGUGUUUGGAUGUAUUGUGGUCACUGACAUAUGAAUUUAAUGAUAUUUUUAGAAACUUUGAAUGUCGGAUUUCGAGUUCAAUUUCAAUUUUUGACUUUUCAUCAUUCUUCUUUCUGUCUUACAGACCCUCCAGCACCCCGAAAAAUGGAGUACCUAAGGUAAGAGACAGGAUAUUUACAAAAACUUUGACCAUGCUAAAGUUAACUUGAAUUUCCUCUUUGUAAAAAGAUGAAAUCAGUUUAUGUAGAGUGAGCAUGCUCAUUGUGCCCUUCUGAGAUAGUGUGAGAGCCCACAUUGGCUUAGCAUGCGUUGCUGACCUGAGCAGUCAUCUUUAACUCAUAUGGCACAGGCAUGACUUCUCAUUGAGUUUGACUUUGACAGGAUUGCUGUGCAGUGCUAUUAGGAAUGCUUGUUUGCAUGCAUGAGUUGGGUUGAAGAUUUGUUGUGUGUGCAUGUCGUGUGUCUCCACCUUUCAUCCAGGACGAACCUCAAGAAAUCAUAAAGCCUGUCCCAAUCACUCACUCUCCUGCGAGCACCGCGUACACCAAGCCAUCCAGUCAGGCCAGCCCUGCUUACAACAAAACUGCCCGGCCUUUUGGUGCGGGUGGAAGUGCGGUCACGGCCUCUUCUAUGCUGGAUGCCCCAAAAGUAGCCACCAUCCCUUCUGCAUCAUCUGCUUUCACGCCAGCCGCCCCCUCUCAACCACAGCCCCCUUUUCCGCUGAAGUCGAGCCCGGCCCCACCGGACUCAACUCCAGCCAGCUCAGCUCCAAAACCCACUUCCGGUCGUUCCCCCUUCACCUCCCCGUACUCCUCUUCCUCUUCGUCUAACUCCUCCUCUCCAGCCAGAGUGACAGCCCCCUCCUCCAAUCCAAAUGUCCCACAGUCAUCCGUCUAUAACACGCCCAUCAACCUUUACUCCUCCUCCAAUGCUUGUGAGGUGGCGAUGGGACAGAGACGGGGUCUUUUGGAGAGCCAAGGGCUGACAGAGCAAUUUAAUGGGUAGGUACCAUUCAUCAAACUCAGGUGAUAUUCAUACAGCCCAGAUAUGCUCAAGGUUUCUGCCUGUUAAAGGAAGUUUUUUCUUCGAGAUGGGCCAACACCCAUCUUGGGUCGGUUUUUGAUAAUUUAUCAAACAAUGAGCGUGGUCUAGACCUGCUCUUGUUCUUUGAAAAGUGUGUUGGGAUGACGACUGUUGUGAAUUGGCGCUAUAUGAAUAAAAUUUGAAUGAUUGAUUGAUUGAUUGAUUGAUUGAUUGAUAUGAGAUGGUUUCUCUGACAUGGUUUCUUUAUUUACCCAAUCGACCAUUGACCAUAUCGCUAGUUUGGUCACUAAACUCAGACUAAAAAUCGGUUUCUACUACAGGAAUAAAUCCUGCUUCUCCCUCAGUGCUCGAAAAUAACUUGUAUCUGCUACCUUUCUUCCACUGCUGGAUCAUGGUGACGUUUUAUGUAUGACUGCUUCAGCUAAAUGUCUGCAGUCCUUAACUACUGUCCAUCACUGUGCGCUGAGAUUUGUUACUGCUUGUAGUUGCCUUACACAUCAUUGCGAACUUUAUGCCAAGUCUGGCUGGCCUUCUCUGAAUACUCGCAGGUACACUCCCUGGAUGACUCUAAUUUAUAAGGUUCUUCUUGGCUUAGUUUCUUCUUAUUUAUGUGGUCUUCUUCAAAGGACUGAAAGCCACUACACCCUGCGCUCAAACAACGCUAUCCAUUUGAUUGUUCUGUGAGUCAGAACUGCCACUUCAGCAUGGAAAACUCUCCAGACUGACCUGAAAUUGUCUGAAUUAAUUUCACUGGGAGCAUUUUGUUCAAUCUUACAUGACAAAAUUUGGGAGACCAUAGAACAGUGCUUGUGUUUUUAAUUAUGUUUCUGGAGGUCAUUUUCUUCUUCUUUAUUAUUAUUAUUUAUUAUUGUGAUGUGUGCUGCCGACCUCUUGGCCGGGUCACUCUUGUAAAUGAGAUCAAGGGUGUAACACUAACAGAUGCCGCUAUAGCUUUAGUCCUUUGUGAGGCUGAGUAAGAACAUGAGUGAUGACUUUUUCCAGGGCUAUUUGCUCUGCUGUGUUUAUGGGAAUACCACGUCGCAUCAACAGGUGAAACCAUUUGUUCCCCUUUGCGUUCUUUGCAAACAGCCACUUAUUUUUAUCAAGGACACCUCUGGUUUCUCAAAUAUGUCCACAUUUUAGACUUGAAAUCAUGAAUUUACAUACAGGUACAUCAUAUGAUAGUGUUGUGAGUGUGUUUGCAUAUCAGUACUGGUAAAUUGUGUCAGUUUAAAACAAUGAAUUAAUACAAGGAGUGCCGUUAUACUCAAUAUGAGCUGGAUAGUGAUUGAGUUGUGGCAACAAGACCACUAUCUUAGUGAUGAUAUGAUCAGAGCUGAGUAGAUUUACUUAAAAUGUGAUGUUUCUUUUACUCAGCAGUCCUACCAACAUAUUAUGGAAAAAGUAGUAAGCAGCAACAGAUAGCUAUUUUGUUGUCACUUAGAAAUGACUUUGGCUCCACCAACACAACUUCACUGCGCUGUCACUUGAUGUGAUUCAGAUCACCUGUGAUAGUCAAAAGUGCUGAUUCAUACUGCUGUAUAAGCACUUUUAGAAUGACUCUUGUCCAAUUAGAUUUAGAAGUUUGGAUUAACUGUUGUAUUGUACAUUAGAAGUUGGGAUUAACUGUUGUAUUGUACAUUUUAUGUGUACUGUAUGCUGUGUCCUCAUGACUGUAGCCACCAAAUAGAGGGCCUUUUUGUUUUGCAGUCUACUUAAUAGUUUUAGAAAAUUGAAUAUUCCAGUGCCUUCCCCCAUUUGCCCAAAUUCAGCCAAGAAUAUGCGCCUAAUUUGAAAAGCCAACACUGGAGGAGCCCCUCACCCAUGUUUUCACACAGCUGUGCUCAAAGAAAAUCCCAGGCAUGCCGCACAUCUUGUUCAAAUCUUCCACACGGCAACUGGAAAAGGAACAGAGACGAGACAACACGCUUUUAGUGAUGCUACUGCCUGCCUAUCUUUAAUCGACGGUAGGCUUUGCAGCGCUGCCAAACACACAGUCUGCCCGACAGGCACCGCUGGUGUAGCACUUGUUUCUAAUUAGCCAGACUCCUGGCAGCCCUGCGCUUUCAGGGACCAGGAGUAGAGCUCAGUUUGGCUAGACGGGAUUUCAUCAGUAGGGAUUUGGCUUGCUGGUUGGGUUACAGAGACUGAGACACCGAGACAGGUUUUAAGUGAUUUGACACUCAUUUUUUGGUCUAGUUCACCUGGAAAAUUGGGUCACAGCGACCUGUUUUUGACAGCUUGAGAGUUAUGGAUUCUAAAACCUACUGCAAUAGUUUUUAGUUUUCUUAUAGUUCGGUGUAAUAAUGGGCCCUCUUUUCAAACUUUCUGUCGCCUGAAAUCUCCAAAAAGACUUCCAGCUUGUAAGAUGAGAUGUGCGUAUUUGUCGGAGCAUGUGCGUGUUGUUUUGUUCUGACCUGCAUGUUUUUGUUCAGGCUUUCUGUGGUUUCCUUGAUUCACAUUCUCUCAGAAGGGCCUUUCACUUAAAGGGCAUGUGUCUGGGACUACUUUCUGUAUCUCAAACUGGUCUAUUCAUGUGUUUUCUUGGCUUCAACCAUUUCCCCUUUUCCCCCCUUUUCUUUGCCCACAGGAGGAAGGAGACACAGACACCAAGUUAGUGCUGUGAAUGAUAAUAUAUGUGCUGCAGUAGCUUUCUAACUAUGUGGAAUGUGAUUACAGCCUUCACAUCUCUCUGGUUUAUGAUUACCAAAGGCAUGCAUGCACCUCUUUGAGCUAACCACUCACAAACCUCACAACCGUGCUCAUCCGCUCACUGUACAUGCUAAUUUCAAGGCCCAGCAAACACCCGUAAAUAAUCCAAUCUCUGAGGCUCCACAGGACACCCACUAGGGUCAGAUCACGCAACUCAGUCAUUUUCCCUGUGCCACCAGACUCAGCGUUAGCUCCUACUGUAUUUACAUAUGCAGCCGCUGCUCUGCAUCCGAGCAGCUCCACCUGCUGCUGCUGUCAUUGUGUUUACUUGAAGCAAAGAAAUCUCUGCUCCGUUUAUUCUACGUUGGCUAAGAAUAGCCUGACUUGUGCUGCCUUUCAUCAUCCUCCACCUCCACUCACCUGUCACACACACACACACAGACAAAAACACACAAGAUAAAUUGCACACACUUAGAUGUUUGACAUGAAACUGACCCACAGUUUGGAGCAGCCUUUAAACUAAACUGAGCAUGUAAACAGUCAAUAUAAAUAUUAUUGGCUUCAAGGGCGCCAUCAAAUUAUUUUAACGGAAAGCAGGUCUUUUGUUCAAACAGCACACCACCCCCACCUUGUGGUGAUUAAAGGAAACUGUCACUUGAAUCUCCCAAACGUUCACUGCUGUUAACACAGUCUCAGUGUUUAACUUCACCAUUUAAAACCAAGUUCAUUACAUCGCUUUUACACUUUUUACAUCAUGAUUGACUCCACGAAGACACAGAUUGUUUUCAAGGAAAUUCGAGUUUUAUGAUCAGGCUGAUCACUUCUGUUCUGGUUUUCUUUCGAAUAGUGAGCCUCCGAGAAGUCCAAAGUGAGUACAUGUCAGGACAGUAUUUACUUUCCCAGUAGAAUCAAUGCAGUAUCACUUAAUAUAACUUGUGAAUCUGUGACUGUUUCUGCCUUUUUGCAUCUUCUUUUACCUUCCUCUGGUUAUCCGCCUGCAGAACUCCAUCUCCAGCUAGACCUAGGAGGUAAAUGUGAGAUAUAUAACCAGUGAGGUGUCACAGUGAACUUUGUAUCUACAGGUCACACUUUUAAACAGCACUAACUGCAUAGCCACUGUUUGUCAGUGUUGAAGUUUAAGACAACAAACCUCAAGUCUGAGUCUAGACUCAAGUACCCAAUGUUAAGAGUUUUAGUCAGUUAUCAGAAUACUUUAUUUAAUCUGGGGGGCGAUGAUGGCUGUAACAGGCUGCAGGAUCCAAAUCAAGACCAAAUCAAGGUGACAAGGUGUCUUGUCUUGAAGGUAGAGAAGAGUCCCAGGCUGAGUCUCAGUUCUCCACUUUGGCACAGCCUUGGAGAUGGACUACCAAUAAAAAAGCCCUACAUUGGUGCCUCGUUGUCUUUUUGUGAACAUAUAGCACAUGAAGACGUAAACACACAUGCCAGCCCUUCCUUGAAUCUCAUUUAUAUUACUGGGCCCCUUUACAGCUAAAAAAGAAAGAGGAAACAUUCAAACAAAACAAAAAACAGAAGAAUAGUCUUUCAUAAAGCAAUUUGUCAGUGAAUCAGAUGCAGCACAACACAGGACUUGAAAAACCACUGCAUAGAUUAGACUGGAGUCAGAGUCCUGGACUUGAGUACUACGACACUGCUUGUUUAUGUAUUGUUUGUUUUGAUUGUGACCAUGAAUGUGAGUUUGUAUAUGGAUAAAAUGAACCUGUUACAUCCUGUGGUUGAGGUUAUUUACUAAACAGUAAAUAACUAAUAUUGUGAUAGUUGUUGAAGUUGUUUUUAGCAGAAGUCAUCUACUGAGCAGCUUAAACACAGAUGCAUUUUAAGUUAGUAACCUCGUCUUUAUUUGGUUGCUCUGUCUUCAGGAAACCAAUCGAUGACCCUGAGAUCGAUGCUAGCAAGAAGCGUCUGAUUGAGGACACUGAAGACUGGCACCCGAGAACUGGCACCUCCCAGUCCCGCUCCUUCCGUAUCCUGGCGCAGCUCACUGGGACUGAAAAUGGUGCGUGUCAACCUCAGCUCACCUGUUUCUAACAGACUUACCGCUCUAAAGAAAGAGACUAGUUGAAACUGAUAUAAGUUUUCUCUCCUUUUCUACCUAAAAAAAACAGGAAAAUCACAACUGCUAAACUUCUUGAUGUCCCAGUAGUUUUAAAGAAUCAAUGAUUGUUUGGUUUAAUGUUGUUUUAUAUUACUGUCUUGACUAUAACUGACAUUGGUGGUCAUAUGAGCAGACUGUGGCUUUUAAGUCUCCAUCCGUCUGUCAGGGGUCUCUAAAUGUGUUUGUGAGGAUCUCUUUAACUGAUAUGAAACGACGUUCACAGUUAUUCACUUAUUCAAAUGAAGUAAGACGAGACAUUCAUCUUUCAUCCUUCCUUCCUCUUUGUCCAAUAAUGUUAGCAGACUGGUGUGGAAAAUAUUUGAUGAGAUUUGAACAUUUGAUAUAAAUCCAGCUGGUCACAGUGUUUCUGCAGCUGGGAACAAUCGGUGGGGGGAUAAGUCCGGGAAGUCCCAUCAGGGUCUAGCUGGAGGGGAUGGCAGCUGCCCAUUCAUGUGGCCUUGCUUUGACAGGAUUAAUCAGCUAAAAAACAAGUUAAAGAUGUAUUGAUUUUAACAUUUUUUUAUGUAACUUUCUGUCUUUUUUUUCUUCUUCAGAGCAAGUUCCAGAAAACAGUGGAAAGAAGUAAGUAGUUGGUGGUUUUUGAUACAAUCAAAUCUGGUAUGUGUUUAUGAGUUUUCACUCUGUCUCCUCUGGGUUUUUCUUGACUGUGAGUACUUUUGCAAGAAAAACUACACGUGUUAAAGCAGUGGUGUUUCCCUCGGAACUGUAAUUUGUAGACCAGUUACAAAGUUGUCCUUCAAAGCCAUCAUAUGAUGAUGUUUGGGAGUCUGUAAUCCAGGGUUAAACCAUGAUUUCCUGAUUUUGUGCUCCCAAAGUAUCAUUCUUAAUUAAAGGCUUAAUUCGGAGAAACCACAUCGAAAGCUUUUAAAACGGCGAUGGUUGAAGGAAGAGGGUCAUAGACUUAACAAAGGCUGUGAUUUCUACGACUGCACUCAGUUCUGAGCCGAUUUAAUCUGCAGUAAACACAGCCUGCCCUCCUCAGCACCACAUCUCCAACCACUCAGUGUGUCACUCACUGGAAACUGUGGGUAAUUAAGUGGUAUUGUGGGAAAUAGCACUCAAGCCAGAAGGGGAUUCCUGCUCUCCUCAUGUUAGUGAGAUUUUGUUUCUGUGUACUCUUCCUAAAGAGGGGAGAGAUAUUAAACAUCUGUAUUGGGUUAUAAUUCGAUCCACAUCUGCAAAAAGAAAGUCUGGGUUGGUUUAAACUCUAAUUCCUUUUUUUCUUGCACAAUUUUUUAACAUUUCUCUUGUGUUAACUAUCGCAUUUCUUGUCCUAAUCUUACAACUGUCUUCUUUCUCCCUUUUUUCUCUCUUUUUCUUCCUUUUUUCUCGUUUUCUCAUUUAAUCUGGUUUUAUGGGGGAAAUCAGGGCGAACAAGCUGGACCCAGAAGUGAUAGGACAGCAGUACAUGAAGCUGAGAGACUGGCAUCAUGAUGUUUCAGCACGGUUGCUAAAUGUGUAGUUUUUUGUUUUUGUUUUAAUGUUUAAUUUAUUUUCUUUUGACCAAUAUAAGAUUGAAAUAGUCAUCAAACAUAAUAACUGCUAACUUUGAAAAGAUGCAGAAACACAAGCCAGCAUACUGUGUUGUAUAAAUGUCCGAGGGUACGCAUUGAUACUAAGAUAUAUGCUGUUAUAUUUCAGAUUAUAAAUGCAUGCACGUGAAUAUGGAAAUCAGCUUGGAAAUACUUUGUGCUUAUCUUUAGUGUUGUGUUAAUUUAUCUCUGUAUCCUUUCUCCUAUCCUUUGAUUCAUUUUUCUGAGCGUGUCUUUUCCAUCUGUUGUCUAACUAACAGAUAGUAGUUUUAUUUGUCAGCUUUUGACUGUUUUACUUCAAUAAAACAUUUCCUUUCUUUCCUGCUGUUUCUUAUUUCCUACCUUUGUCCUUUCUUUUCUACUUGCUAGCUAUUAAAAAACUAAAGUGGGUAAAGUGAAAUGCAAUCCUAUUUUGUUCAAUCAUACCACCUAAUCCAGAUUUGAUACCAUGCAGCUCUGAAGCUUUAGGGCCUAUGUCCACUAAAAGCAUUUUUGGCCUGACCUCACUUCUGUAUCAAAGUGCUCCUCACUGCUUUAUUGAUGCUAGUUGACCACAGUUGUCUCAGGCACUUCUACUUUCCUUAGCAGUGAUCAUUAAGUCUGCUUUUCAUAUGCUCUUUUGUGCUUCAUUUUUAACUAUUAAAACCUAAAAAAUGAAUAGAGUGAUCAUAGUAUUAGCAGCAGGAAAUAAUAACCUCAAAAACAAGUGUGGUUUGCUUCCCCCUCUGUACAAACAUCCGCUAUUGUUGUUGUCAAAUUAUGAUACUAGAAGUCCUGCUCUUUCUUGAUUUUAAAUGGUUAUGAGGAAAAAGGGACAUUAUGGACAAAGGCCUGUAUUUGUCAGGGGAUAAAAGUGAGGUUUCGUGAUGGUAUAAAACAUAUACAAUUAUAAAUACCAAAAAACUCCUCACAGGAGCUCUAAGAUCUCAGGUUUCUCAUAAUUUUCUCAGAUGUGUUAAAUGCAUCAUAACUGUAAAUCUGUUCAUAGGUGCUGACGAAUGCCCUCAAUGCUGAUACAAAACCAUAAAUCAAUGUUUUUGUAGUUGGUAACAUGCAGUGAACUGUAACUGACAAACAAAACAGCUUAAAGAUUACAAACUGAGGACCUGUUGGGGCAAAACCCCGGGCGAACUGGUCUACCUGAGCAGCGACAGAGCUGUGUUAUGAUUUCUGAGGGGUUACAUCCUUAUCUGUCAGAAUAGGAUCUUCUGAAUCCAGUUUACACCUGCCACCAUUUUAGCCCUUUAAAAAUGACAUGUUUGCUCAAGAUGCAAAAUAUUCAAAUUGCUCUCAAUCUGCUAAAAAGAUCAAAUCAGAAUAUAUAGUUUAUGAAUCAUCAAACAGCUAUACUGUACAUCUCUGGAAAUUUUAGAGUCUGAGCUACAUGCCCAACAGACACACGUGCGUCAUCCCCACUUGAAUUGUUUCCUUAUGUCAGUAAUUGAAAACCUCAUGGAUAGUAGGCAGCACUGCAUAUCCUUAUUGGAGGGUGCCCCAUAAUUGUCGUGAUUGUUUGCAUGUGUCACUGAGAUUUCAACCAAGCAAACGUAAACAUGAGCUAGUCAAGGAAGAACCUGCAUUAAGAAUUCCCCUGCACUGGAGCUGCCAUCUGACUGGUGGCAGAGUCUUGGUUGUCUUGCUUACUCAGACACGUCACCAGUUUGUACCUGAAUUUGUAUGAAUUGCAAGAAAACAGCUCAAAAAUACCAAACAAGGAGGUACGCACUGAGUGUUUACCCCAAAAUGUUGUUUAUGGAAAAUCAAAAAAGGGAAAAGAUACACAAAUAUUGUAUUAGUUCCUAAAUAUGUGUUUUUAUUUUUCUAAUAAGCGAUUGUUUGCACAUCUUUUUUUCCUAGUGAGGAUGUUGAUGUAAGUGCUCCAGCUGCGCACACCUCGCCUGCAGCAAAAACAUUUUCCAAAUCUGCACCAGCGCCUAGAAAUGGCAAUGUUGUUCCUGCCUCUUCAUACAAGAGCCCACUGGCCCAAAACAAGCCACCCUUCCAGCCUGGAGGUCUAUCAGGUAAAGGAGCAGACUCACAAACCCUCUAUUAUUUCUCUGAUUUACUGCCCCUUGCACAGUUUUCUUCUGUAGUAGCUUCUUCUUGCCAACAGAGGGCAGGCUUGUGUCUUUAAAUCACUGCUGCUCAGCUUUGACAUUUAUUGCAGCUUUAAAGCCUGACACUAAGCCAUUUAAGAUUACGAGCACUAUAAAAGCCAGAGGUAUUCCGUUAAUGAGCUCAGAUUAUUGGCUUUUCCCAAGAUCCCCUCAGUUAAAAAGAUUGUGAAAAUGAGAAUUAUGUAUUUUAUUUUGUGUGUAAGCUGCUCUUAAAACACUGCGAUCCCUGCCACGGGACCUGGAGGUGGUCAGGGUAAAUAUUUGCUGAAAGGCAUCAGUCAGGGGUCAUUAUUAGCAAUACUUAGACACAAGUAUGCACUCAUACAUGAACAGAUGCACUAUGUGCCCUGCAGAUUUCCCAGAAGGCCUUUUAAGAACAGCCCGCUGAAAGGUACCUCAGGGUGAGAGCUGGAGAGGCCACAGUUACCUCUCUGUGUGCUCUGUUAUUUAUCAGAUUAACACAUACUUCAGUUCAAGUAAACAAGCAAGUAUCUUAUAGUGUCGAGUGAGCAACUUCACCUGAAGGAUGGAAUUAAGGCUCCAAGAAGAAGUUAGGAAAAUUUGGGCUUUGCUUGUCAUUUGAAGUUUGUUGUAAAGUUGUUUUAAUCAUUUUUUUCUCUUUAAAAUUAAAGGCUUUAAUCAAGUUUUGUCAUGUUGACUCAGUUGCGUUGCUUUCUAGCUCUCUCUGUAUUUACGCAAAAGGGACUGAACAGAGAUUUGCAGUCCUGCUGUGAUUCAGUUCUGAAAUCUUCUCAAGCUGACUUUUUUCCUCCUUAUCUUCCUUAUACAGCGAGACAGCAGCGACAAAUGUCUGCUCACUCUCUGUCCCGUUUAAUGUGGCUCAGCCCCCAAUCUUCGCUCGAGCCAAAGGAUUUGUUUUAAAGUGACAGCUUGUCAGCAUUCAGCUCACUGUGCCAGCUUUCAACCAGAUAAGCUUUUAUAGUGAGAAAUACUUUUACUCCAAUGUAACUCUCAGCAUCAGUAUGACUUCAUUGUAAUUGUUAAAAAAUGUGCUUUUUCCAACAGACCUAAAUACUGUUGAUGCUGAAUCGUUUCACUGUUUUAACAUUAAGUAAAAUAGUGAUGGGUCACCAUUCAAUCUGGAGAGAAGGUGCAGGAUUACCAGAAACUUUAAAGUAAAAAGAGAGAAACAAUCCGCACACUUCUGGUCUGUUGCAAAAAGAGCUUUACUGAAGCAAGCUUUCUGUCGGUUAGACCUUCAUCAAGGCAGAGUGCACAGACCAUCUUUUUGCAACAGACCAGAAGUGUGCGGAUUGUUUCUCUCUUUUUACUUUACCGUUUUAACAACGCACCUUUUUAAUUUGUGCAAUUCAUCCUCUUCUCUGUCGAGGAGGAUUUUGUAUCAGACAACAGGUUUAAAGCUCCUGUGAGGAGUUUUUAUGUUUAUGAAAUAGAAUGAAUUUCAUGUUGAUGCCUUUUUGUGAUAUACAAAGUCAAACAAGACCAUCAUUGAUAUGGUUUAUGUUGUUACUUUAUAAUGUCUGAAAAAGCAAUUUUUUUUUUUACAAUUUACUCAUCAAAAAUUAACAAUAUCUAAUAUAUUUGACUGUUGAAAGACAUCACAAUCAGAUUUUUGCCAGAUGAGAUAACUUAAGCAAGUAAAGGACAAGAUAAGCCAAGACUGAUUUGUGUGCAGGGAGUGCCAAAUCUAACUCUCAGUGGAAGUUCCUCACAGGAACUUUAAUAAUACUUUUAUUUUUAUCUAAACCGGAAUUUAAUAACUUUUGAAUGUUUGAUGAGAAUUUUCUUUAUUGACAUUAAAGUUUAGGUGUUGACACUGAACAAAUAUUUAUAUAGAAACACAUUAUCCUGCAGUAUUUGCUUUGUAUGUUAGAUCCUGUUUAGAUCACAUCUAUCCGCAGUCCAUUACAUUUUAUUACUUCCUGUCAACUCUGUGGCAAAAAUAAUCAUUUAAUCGGUUAAACAACAUGGGAAUUAAUUUUAAUAUUAGAUUUAUUUGGAGAAUUUAGAAUUGUGAUUUUGUAGCUACUCGUACCCCAGCAGGUCAGAAGCAAAGAAACAAAACAGCAGGAGGAAAACAGUUGCCGUUUCAGAACUGUAAAUACUUUGACCACAUUAUUCCACAAUCUCACUGAAAAUCGUAAAACUGGUGUUUUUUAAGAGGAUCAGCCCUCGGAUUUAACCACCACCAAAAGAAACAGUUUUUCUCUUUAUCACACUUACUCUCUAUGAGCUUUCUUCCUCUUAAAUCUGCUCUUUCAGUCCUCUCAUGUCUUUGCCAGUUCCCCGUCUUGUUUAUUCAGCCCGUUACCUCUUUUUCAGGGAAAUUUUGGAAGCACUUGUCCUCUGACCUGCAGAGUCUUUGAUAACGGUGCUCUCUAUCAAUAGUGUCUCUGUCCCCACUGCCUUUACCCUCGAGCACUCCCUCGUAGGGCGGAUAGCAGCUGACCUCCGUCCUGGCUGUGUCUUUGCACAGAGAAAAAGAAAGAGUUACUGUGCAUCUUCUCCAUGUGUUCAGUGAUGAGAGGAGGGGGAUUAUUUUUCCAGGUGUCUCCUCUGACUCUGGGAAUGUGUUGUUUCCCUCAGUGGGAAAAAUGGAUCCCUUGCCUAUGCAGGGUGGGGUGGACUUGUCCCACCCAGCUGUCUCAUGCUUCAGGCAUGGAGGUUAGAGAUCACUGAAUUGUCACCAUUUAUUACCCGAGAACACCCACCGAAAGAAAUGAAGUAGUAGACUAGCUUGAUUGUUUAUCUGGUUAUUUUUAAUAGUAUAACUUGACAUUAUCUUGAUAUGAUUUGACCCAAGAAAACUCAUUUUAUGUUCCCAUGUUUUUCCCUGCUGGUUUAGGUUUCCCUAAGGGUGGAGCAGCUCCUUCAUUUGGCAAAGUUACCACCCCUGCACCCAGAGGCCCAGACCGCCCCACCCCACAACCACACCCAGAGGAUCUCAACUCUCUGGUGCAGCGGGCGGAGCACGUCCCAGCUGGCACUCGCACCCCAAUUUGUAACAAAUGCAACAGUGUCAUCAGGUAAAAAAACAUCUGUUUUUUAGGAUGGCUGGAUUCAGAAUGUAGAGUUUUUUUAACUGGUGCAAAUCUUCUCUGUUCGCUCUUUAAUCUCUCCAGGGGUCCUUUCCUUGUGGCCAUGGGCAUGUCCUGGCACCCUGAGGAGUUCAAUUGUGCUCACUGCCACUCCUCUCUGGUAGACAAUGGCUUUGUGGAGGAAAAAGGGCAGGUGUACUGCACAAACUGCUACGAGCAGUUCUUCGCUCCCUCCUGCGCUCGCUGCAACCAGAAGAUCCUUGGGGUUAGUUUACAGAAGUGAAGAAAACACUGUUCUGAACUCUGACUCAGACACCUCUUUAAACACCACCCACCGUCUUGGUUCCUGCUUAAACUCUUUUACUCUACUGCUAUUUUUCCCAUUAGCUUAAAUUUACCAAAAUUUACAAAUGUUUAGAAUCAACUUCCUCACACUGUCUCUCAUGCUUUUCUUUAUUUGAUUUGAUUUGUCUUUGCAGGAGAUCAUGAAUGCCCUCAAACAGACUUGGCAUGUGUCCUGUUUCGUCUGUAGUGCCUGCAAUCAGCCAAUCAGAGGCAACAUGUUCCACAUGGAGGAUGGGCAGCCAUACUGUGAACAAGGUACGAGAAGAACCCAGAUAAAGUUCAGAAUAAAGUUUGAUUGGUUGAUUGAUUGAUUGAACAGGACAGGCUAAGUAGAUAUGAAGUUAGGGUUAGGGUUAUGGGGUUUGGGUUAAAGUGUUAUUGUUACAUUGGGGUAACCUUGGGAUAUUGGAGUUUUAACACAUUUGCUGACCAGUGAUCCUCAAGGAAAUGAGGUAGAGCUGGGACCAAGACCAAACCACCCUAUUUCAUGUACCCUGAUUUUACUGGUACCAAAAUGAAGUCUCUACAAAGUUGCAUUCAAAAGUUAUAGGCAAUUUAAAAAAUCCCAAUUCAAGUGAAUGGGAUUGCCCGGGCUUUAACAGAACAGGCUACAUAGAUAUGGCAUUAGAGUUAGGGUUAAAAUUACUGUCCAGGACCUAUUUAGGAGCACAUUUCAGACCAUUUGGAGUCAAUUGGUACAAAAAAAAAUUUUGGAAAAAUAUCUUUUUUUUGUUGUUGAAUGUAUGCAAAUUAGUGCAUAUUCAGUUAGAUACUGCCUAAUUUACAUAUUCAUACAUAACAUUUGAAAAAACUUGUAAUACAAAAAGUAUUUGUCUUAAUGUAAGUUAUAAACUUGGGAAGUUUCAUGGUGAUAUCUGUUAGUUAAAAAUUUUACCCUAUUCACCUGGGGUGUCUCCCCUGGGCUUCCUAUCCAUCAUGGAUGCCAUCUUAAAAAUAGCACCUUUCUAGUGGUCAAACUUGGGUAAACUUUUAGUAUGUUAUUAAGGACAUCUUAUACUAUAAAAAACAGCUGAGAAACCUUUUUUGGGGUCAAGUCAUAAAUGCACCUGACUAUUGUUGCACCACAUCAUAUUUGUUUGUUCACCUAGACUACUACAGCCUGUUUGGGACAAACUGCCACGGCUGUGACUUCCCCAUCGAGGCGGGGGAUAAGUUCCUGGAGGCUAUGGGAUUCACCUGGCAUGACACCUGCUUUGUGUGUGCGGUAGGUGCAGGAGACGGUGUAACUCACAGUUACAAGACAACAGAAUCUACAAACAAGAAAUAACAUGUAACAUCUUCAUCUACAGGUGUGCUCUGCUAACCUGGAGGGUCAGCCAUUCUUCUCGAAAAAAGACAAGGCUCUGUGCAAGAAACAUGCUCACUCUGUCAACAUCUGACCUGCCUCCAUUAAAGGGCAACAGUGUCAGUUUACAGCAAUUCAUAGUUCUUAAGAUGUUUUGGUAAUUACAACUGUGUUCUGGUAGAAGUACAUUGGGUCAGAGGUUCCACUCUAUGCUUUAUUUUUGCUCCAAUUUUGUUGGUUCAUAUCUGUUUUAUAAAGUUAAACUAUGCAGGACUACCCUUCUUUUUCUAUACUUGUGUCAAGGUUUUCAUACACAUGUUUGUGUCGGAGUUUUAAUCUCUUGAUGGGACGUUUCUUUUUUUUUUUUUUUACCUCACACAGAACAAAAGAGAUCACUGCAAUGACCUACUGAGCCCCUCAGGGGUCACAUACAGUAUUAGGAGAAAAAAUAUGAUGUGCGAAGAUAUGCUAUUACACUAAAAGUGUAAGUAAAAGAGUUAUUUAACAUCAGGGGGAUAUAUUUAUUAAAAGUGAAGAUUGUUCUGUUAGUGUAGGUUAAAAUGGGAAAUUAAAGUUUUUUACUUUUGUUUGUAAAACUAAAAGCACAAACAUUUGUACAGCGGUGUGCAAAUUAGACGCUGCAAAUUUGAAUAUUUUUGAUAACAAUUCAGUGCAAAGAUAAAAUUGCAAUAUAGAUUUUCCUGUAAAGUUAAUUAUAACUUUAAAUCAGGGGCAGAAUGGUUCAAAGGAGACGUGAAUUUACUUCAUCUGGAAUUUCAUUAAAAAAUAAUUUCGAUUUCAAAAUGAUAAAGUCAGUGUUGAUGUAUUUUACAGAAUCCUCUUCCCUCCAUUGUGGCAGUGUUUUCUCCAUUUAUACCAAUUAGGAUGCUUCAUAUUUGAUCUGUUCUUAUACAUUCAGUGUUUUUUCUUAAAUUUGUUUAUAAUUAACAAAAAUGAUGUUAAUAUAUAUUUCAGUUCCAUUUGUCUUGCACAUUUUCUUUAAAUAGAGGAAAACGUGCAUGUUUGUUUUUACUUCAGCAAAAGAUUUCGUCAUUGAACACUGCUUAAAAAAGCACCAGUCAUUUUAAUCUCAUUUCAAUAAAAUGGUUCAACAUAGACUGACA